UUAAUUCAUCGUAAUCAUGACUUUCUCGCUAUACCACAUUCUUCUUAUUCUUCUUUGCAGCUCCAGUUUCUGCUCUGCAUCCCGCCGCUUGCUCUUUGUUCAGUUUGGACCAACUUCUCCGGUGCCGGAUUCCUCACAAACACCCCUUGUUGAUGAUGCCAAGUUGCCCAAACUUCCAUACCUAGCCAAUUUCACGCAGAUGUUCCCAUUUCCGGGGUGGCCUUCUCUCCCCAGUUUCCCUCCUUUUCCAUUCGUCCCAACCAUGCCCUCUGUCCCUCAACUGCCUCUCGGCCCUGGAUUUCAAGACCCACCGAGCCUGGUCAUUGGGAACCCAAUCAACCCAUGAUAUGACUGAAGCAUUCACUACCAUACUUCAUAAUGUAGGGUUGUCUCUUUUAUGUCGUGUAAUUUCGUUUCCCUUUGUAUGUGCAUGCAGAAUAAGGGUUUUUACUUAAGUUUAUGAUGUAGCUUCUCCAUAAUUAAUAAAGGCAAUUAGACAUA
Messenger RNA from Rubroshorea leprosula, 501 nucleotides. The record is from the annotation of a GenBank genome assembly. NCBI's taxonomy places the organism in Eukaryota, Viridiplantae, Streptophyta, Magnoliopsida, Malvales, Dipterocarpaceae.